This is a messenger RNA of Anopheles coluzzii, 8226 nucleotides long. RefSeq names its product protein pangolin, isoforms A/H/I/S-like. The coding region runs from base 2773 to 4338 and encodes 521 amino acids. The record is from RefSeq and is a predicted model, not a curated record. Gene Ontology annotation, molecular function: RNA polymerase II cis-regulatory region sequence-specific DNA binding; DNA-binding transcription factor activity, RNA polymerase II-specific. Gene Ontology annotation, biological process: canonical Wnt signaling pathway; regulation of transcription by RNA polymerase II. Gene Ontology annotation, cellular component: beta-catenin-TCF complex. NCBI's taxonomy places the organism in Eukaryota, Metazoa, Arthropoda, Insecta, Diptera, Culicidae. The transcript has 3 exons.
UGUUGUUUGAUAAAUGCUUUAAAUUUGCGGAUUUGUAUUAUUCACCAAACUAUCGGUUCUAAUCAUAUGAGUUUUUUGUCUGUUGGCUAUUGUAGAUAAGAAACCUGGGAUUAACGAAAUGUUCGUACUGAUAACGAUGCGCGUUCAAGUGAAGGCUUACAAAAAGCAAGUGUGAUACGAUUUAAAUAUUAACCGAUGAAAUCACAUUUCUUUACCAAAGUUUUGUAACCAACCAAACGACUGUUUCUUAUCAAUAAGAGGUUGAACAUGUGUAGCAAGAUUCUUCGGUAACCUAUCUUAUGAAUUACAAACUGUGGACGUAAAUAGUAAGGAAAAUAAUAUCUUAAUAGCAAGCCACAUACCAAAUCAUGUGAAAAGUAUUAGAAUACUUGUUCUUAUUUUUUUUUGUUAAUUACACUGGCGACAGUUCUGCUGAUUCGAGUUUAACGAACUUAAAACUAUAUUAUUAGAUUGCUACAAGGAAGCAUGUUCUAUUAACCUAGCUUUUGUUUCUAUUUGGCGUAACGAUCUACGCGGUCAUGCCGACCUAUAAAGGCUUUCAAGACUUAUUAGUACCACGCAGCCGGAUAGUCACAGUCCUUGCUACGGGGGCGAUGGUCCAUAUAAGGUUUGAGGCCAUCACGAGCAUGCUGUUAAGUUGUGCGAGUUGACACUGUCUACCCUAAGAUAACUUGGAGCUUGAGGCAUUAAAGUUACUUGAUAGGCGUUUUUAUAGAAUAGUUGGUUGAGCUUGAUGGUAGGUUCAACCCGUAUGAGAUUACCUGCAGACGUUGAACUAAGAAUAAACAUGUGUCAGAAUGAAAGGAAAUUAAACCGAAAGUGCGAAAAAAAACCUCAUUACACGAUGCUAUUAGGUCGUACCAUUGAAAUAAAGAAUAAGAACAAAAAUGAACCUAUUUUUGUUAAAGCAUGAGACUACAUUUUUAAAAGUAAUGUGACAAUUUUAGUCAUUUAAAUAUUAAAAUACGUUUCCAAAAAAAAAUCUUCUUCCACGUUCCACAGUCUGUAUAUCAAAUUUAUGUAGAGGCUAUUAUUGCGUAAAAAUGUAAUUAAAAGUUUGCAAAUAACAUUCUUAUGUUUAAAGGGAGACAUACGUACCAUAAUACAUUAGCGAGUAUUUUUUAACAGACGAGUAUAUUGCAUUUUGUUGUGCGGCAAACGAGAUAGGCAAAUUGUUGUUUAUUUUUUUAACUGUAAUUUGCGGAAAUGACCAUCUUUUUUAACUAACACAAGGAACAUUUAUACGGCAUGCUUCUAGUAUUGAACUUAUCAUGCUAAACGAAUUUUAACGGACAGUUGUUGGAUAAUCCGUGGUGUUCAAUUAUUCGUAAAUUUCCUAGAAUGAAAAACCCCGGAUUAACGAAGACAAGUUUUUUCUCUGCUGAAGCAACAACACUCGGAAUUGGUGAGAGCAGAGCACACGAGUGUUGGAAGGAUCACAGGACUAUAGGCCAACAUCAAUAGCUGCAACAACAACGUCUAAUAUGUCCAUAUUAGAAGAGUAGCACUAAUUGCAAAUUGUUUCAAAUACGUGCGUAUUGAGGAAAAGUGUAUAGUUGGUGAAUGUCUAGAGGAAGUGAAAUAGUUGUAAUGGUUCACUUUGUUGGAGUCAAAUUAUCGCAACGGUUGCUAGAAAAUUGAACAAAGAACGCCAUGCAAGGCGUCUCCAUCAGCAGGAUGUUGGAAAUGCACCAUUAAUCGAAGCUGCUGGCAAUGCAUUACUCAAUUUCGAGCGUGCGUAUGUGAACGUAGUAUGUGUCUGUGUAUAUACAUGUGUGUGAAGGUGUUUGUUUUUGCCACAAGAGAAAAGAAACAUGCGAGAAUGCAACCAUUCGAGCGAUAAGCUUUUGUUGUUAGAAUAUGGUGGAAAAAGUGAUUGCAUCGGCGGUACAGUGAAGAUUAUGAAGUAGAGCAAAAUACUAACAGAAGAUUACAAUGAGCACCAGGUUUCGGUAAGAGGUUUAAGAAACGUAUGAAAUUAAUAGAAAAGUGUGACUUAUUUUUCGCAUUCCACUAUAGGCUGAAAAAGUGCAAUAAUAAUAGUUCCCUAUCUAGUCAUAGAUGUGUGAGCAGGCUGCUAAAAAAGUGAAGGUCGCUAAACAAAUUGCAAAGCUAAAGUAAGCUGCAACGUUUGAGCUGUGGAGUGCAGUGGAAAGUGAAUAAAAAGGUCUACCUUACAAUUAGCAAGAAAGUUAAAUGAUGAAAAAUCGACCAGGAAGUUAUGAAGUGAAAAGUAUAUAUUUGUAUUGCAUCUGUGUGGCAAGGCAAGAAAGUUUUCUCAUUUUGUAAUAAGUGCCCGUAAAACACAUAGAAGUGUGCCACGUUAGUUCCAUUCGUGUGCAUUAGUAGUGCUAGGGGAAACUGUAGUUCACAUUAUAUCAUAUGUUCUACAUUUCCUUUCAAUAAAAGUGUAAAAGUGGAUAGAAUAAUUGGUUUGCCAAUAGCGUGCUAAUGAUUAUCAGCUAAAUUGCGACGAAUAUUUUUCUUGGUCGCAAUUGCGUUACUCUAAAAACUUGGAGAUGUACGCCAGUGAAAGCAUAACCGAUGGAUUACAACAGUGUUGACUAGUAUUCUUUGAUUUAACGGUGUGGAGCACGUUGAUCAGUGCAGAGUGAGGCAUUGUGCAAUAUUUAUGUACAGUGGCCACCAGGACGGUUUCCGCGGUGGAGGUGGUGUAAAACAACGGCCAUUUCGAGAACCAUACCGAACCGUAAGCGACGCAAAGAAAACGCUCGGUUUGAUGUGCACAGAAUGCCCAACACAAACGAAAGCUCGCAUUCCGGCACGACUACGACGGUGGCGGCGGCAGCUGCAGCAGCAAAUGCUGGGGAUGACCUCGGUAGCACAGACGAGGUGAAAGUAUUCAAGGACGAAGGUGAUCGAGAGGAUGAAAAGGCUUCGUCGGAAAAUUUACUCGAGGAAAAAUUUAAUCUGAUCGAUCUUACCGAAAGUGCUGAGAACUUGGUGAAGAAUUCGUCGGCUCGGCAGGACCUCAGCCCUUCUUCAUAUGCACCUGUUAGCCGUUCCGAGCCCACCCCAACUGGUAGCGGUACGGGUGGUGGGAGUGCCGGUACUAGCAGCGCCGGAAAACUAAAUUCACCGGACCAUUCGCCGGGCUUCAGCGGAAUGGGUUACCUUCCCCCGUAUCAGUAUUCGAGCGGAACAGCCAGCGCACUGCAGGCGGCCGGUUCAAUGGGCAAGGGUGCAUUGGGUUUAACGCAAUUUUUUUGUAACGAUGAUCCACUUUCUAACCCACCCCCCGCUCAUUGCGGUAUCCUGCCGUAUCAACUAGAUUCAAAAGCUAUCGGUCUUUCUGCAAGGCAGUCAUUGUACUCGUUCUCCACCAGCCAGUAUCCGUAUCCAUCGAUUCUAUCCUCCAACAUGUUGCCAGUACCGCCAUCAUGGCAUUCGCCUUCCAUGUACUCUACUGCACCUAGUUUCCGCAACUCAUAUCCAUCUUCGCUACAGAUCUACACAACGUUGGCUAGCGAUCUAUACUCGCGCUAUCAAUCCUCGCAGUCGCUGCUUAACUCGGUGCACUCGCAUAACGUGCUUAAUCAGAGUCUGCAACAGGUGAAACAGGAAACGGGUCUGGUUGGAGCGGGUGGAAACGGUAUAGGGCAAGAUUUAGGGAUUGGACACAACUACAGUGUUCGGCAGCACGUGCAUAGUCCGGGAAGCAAGUCCGCAGUUGUUGAUCUGCCGCAGGAGUUAACGAAUCGCUUCGGUCGUGCCCAGAGUGUUGGGAGUACCGGCAGUGGUGGCGGUGGUGGAGGUAGUGUCGGUAGCGCAAUCGGCAACGGAGCUAGCAGUGGUGGAAGUAGCGGGAGCGGAACAUCCAGUGGAGGUUCCAAGAAAAAGUGUGCAUCCGAGCGAGGUCAUCAGCAACAAGUGCAGCCGCAGAACCAGCAACAACCAAACCGGCCACAUAUCAAGAAACCUCUGAAUGCAUUCAUGUUGUACAUGAAAGAAAUGCGUGCGAAAGUUGUGGCUGAAUGUACGUUAAAGGAAUCUGCUGCCAUAAACCAGAUCCUUGGUCGAAAAUGGCAUUCCUUGUCACGAGAUGAACAGAGCGUGUACUACGACAAGGCGCGACAGGAACGUCAACUACACAUGGAAAUGUAUCCAGGAUGGACGGCUCGGGACAACUAUGGAUACGGCUCGAAAAAGAAACGGAAAGCGAAAAAGAAGGACCAACUGGGCAGCGAACCACCCAGCAGGCGUAAGAAAAUCUGUAUACGUAACGAGGAAUCUGACAACUACGAUGGAUCGCGUAUGUCGGACGAGUACAUGGGAAGCUAUGGCACAGUGGUGUAAUAAAACACCUCUAACACACCCCCACCUUCCAUGCCCACAGGCCGUCACGAUGAUGCCUCUUUAGAGAACCGGGAGUACCGGCUGCCUAUCCCUAAUAGAAGUAGCACCGGCAAGAGCAACGCAUGACUGCGAAGCUUUACUCAAUAAGACUUCAAACGACACUUUGUAUAUGUGUAGGAAAUAUAAGCAUAAGAUAAAUGAUCGUGUGAAGUAGAGCAAAGCAAGGCAGCCUAACCCAACGAUAGUACGAUGUCUUUGUACGAAUUUACGUGGAGAUCGACGAAUGUUUCACUUACCUAAACCAUAUUUACGUACGUCAUCUGUGUGUAUAUCGAUCGACUCUUACGUUUAACUCACCGGAUUUCUUUUACUUCGUCGUACGAUUAUGCUAGGUAGAAAAGACCAUUGGCCAAAGAUAAUUUAAGCAGUAAUGAAGCGAUGUUCUAGAAAAUGCACAUGUUGCAAGUAAUUUAUGUGCAAUUAACAACUCAGAAUGCACUUUUAACAAAAGUUGUGGAUCAUGUACAGUGUGUACUAUUAAUUUCUGUUUUAAGAAAUUAUUACAAAAAUAGUUUACGAAUGGUACUUAAUACGGUGCCGCAUUAAAACUGGAACUGUAUCAAAUGUAAAAGAAUGUGCAUUUUAGAAAUUGAACAAUAUGUAAAUGCAGUUUAGAUUCAAGAUGAUAAUGUUUUUCGGUUAUACCACCGACGUAGUCGAAUUAAUAUACCAGUACAGGGAAGCCAUCGAUGGCGCAAUGGAAAGGCUAUAUACACUUCUCUAAUUGUGUCUCUAAUGUUUGAUGCACAAGCCUUUUAGAGAGUGUUUCUUUUAUGAAAUAUUUCAUAAGAUGUUUCUCACCCAGAAUAAAUUUUCGGUCAUUUGAUUUAAUCAUCAUGCAAAAGUGUUUGUUGGCAACCAGCGCAAAUAAGCUAUAGUCAAUCCAUAAGUCAAUAUCUUCUAAUGGGUAAUGGUUGCAGGCUAGAAUCUUUUUACAUGCACACAAAGAUGAUUCCCAAUCAGGCUAGAAGGGAUCCUGCUUGAAUAUAAUUAUAUACAUACUAUAUAUAGAUAUACAUAAUAGGUAUUUUUAGCACGUAAGAGACAAAUAAAAAUGUGUAACAAUGUAGCUGAUAGUAAAAAGCCAAAAUGCGAGUAAUAGAACAUGUCAAUGUCAAAUUUCGAAUUGUUUAUGGCAUUUUAAAGCCUAGAUUGCAAUCGGAAGUAAUAGAAGGAGGUUUUGAAACAAUUUAUCAUUUUUGUAAUGGUUUAAUUUUAUUACAUUGCUUUGAAUUCAGAGUAUUCUAAUUGUUUUCUUAACAUCAAAAGUAUCAUUUUUACGUAUUGAUAGCAGGUUUCAAUCCAAUCUCAUUUGCAUCCAAGUGUAAUAUAGACGUGUUUUGUCUAUUUUGUAAAAAUAUUUCCCCCCAUGAGCAUUUCCAUUAUCUGCCGACACUGCAGUUAAAAAAUGCACAGUAAAAUUCAAUUCGCACUUUUUGCUUGAGAUAACGUUAAUCGUUAUCACCUGUCAAUUUGGUAAGCAAACACUUCAACCGGAACUACGUUAAUUUGUUGGAGAGCGAAUAUUUCGUCAAAGUUGCGGUAGAUACAUUUUUACAGAUAACGAGGGUGUCGAACCGUCUGUUCGAACUCACUUCCACUGGAUUGUAACCCAACAAUAGAUGAGACCGGAACAAGGCUAAUUAAAAACUUCCGUGGAACCAAGCCGGAGUCCUCUUUACAUCAUUCCUUUUGGAUACAACCUUUCAAUGAUUACCGUUAGAGAAUAGUUCAGGUCGUUCUUCGCCUUCGCUCUUACGUGGGUGCUACAUGAUGGUCGUGCGCCAUUUUGCCAUUUUGCCUCUCCUAAUUUGGUUGCCAUUCCCUCUGGUUUUCCGUGUUCCAGUUCGGUUGGAUGUUUUUUUGGUUUUCUAUUUUGAAUCAGACACAUAAUCCCUCAGAACCAGCAUUAAACCAGGGGUAAAAGUAAAAAUAUGUGUGUGUAUGUGCCAUGCCUCCGAUUCGGAUAUGAAAUGGUUUCAUUCGGUUCUAAUGCUACCGUUUGCAGCCAUUGGUAGUGUCAUCAUUAGAGCAUUUGCUAAUAAUCGGGUUGCCGCAUGGUCGGUCUGGGCUUGAAACGGACGUAAAAUUGCGUCCCGUGGAUUGUGAGGGACAGAUGAAUUCAACCGAUGCUCUGGCUACACAGCAACUAGGGGAAAUUAAAUCGCGUCUUUUGCCGCCUUCGCGACUUGCCCUUUGCAUCGUCAUCAUCAGAAUCGGUUUUAAUGGAGAGUAAUACGCGCAAGAAGCUAUACCGUAGGUAUUGAUAAUAAAUAGAGAUGGAAACAUACCAUUUAUUUAAAGUAAGAUAAGGAAAGCAAUGUAAGUAGUGUAAUGGGACAAUGAAUGAAUAUUUUAAUCUUCUAAAUUAGAAUCGUUUGAGGGGAAACGUAUGUACUUUUCAGCGACGUACACAUUGCCGUAAAGUGACCAAAAAGCCAUAAUGUUGUGUGGUUCGGAAUCCAACUAUGGGAAUAUUUUUCAAUUAACAAGAGUUUUAAAUUUAUUUAAAUAAUUAAGCAGGUAUUAAAAGACGUUUCGGGGCGUUAUAAUAUAAAAUGCAUGGAUCAAUAUAUGGGAUUUUUUAAAUCAUUACAUUAACACGAAAAUACAACAUAUUACAACGCUCGACAUAAUUACACCAUAUUUCACUAUCUUCUAGUAUGAGAGGAAUGAGCUUGAUUUUAUCACACUUACUGGCUGGUAAAAAAAUAUUUCAAAAUGAAUGACAAGCCAUUUCGUGUCGUGCAAUGAACAAUAUUACAGAAUGUGCAAUAACACAAGUGUGUGAUGAGAGUAUUAUUUUCGUGAUGAAUUUACUUGCGAAUGAGUUAUUCAUCCGUGUGUUGUUUCGCAACGAGAGGGUUGCUGCUGCUGGUUUCCUAUCCGAGCAUAGAGCUCAGCUUCACCCUACUUGUAGGGUUUCACAUACCGUGUCGACGUUCAUGCGACGUCGGGUCAAUGCAGGGGAUGGGUUUAAUCUUUAAAUGAUUCCAAGGAAUGAAGGGAAUCGGUGAGUGCAAUGUAUAUCUUACAGAUACAUACAGGGGCGAGCUAUGAAAAGGGCCAAAGCAUAUUUACAAUAGAAAAGCAAACAAAAGCGGAAACUUCUAACAACAACAAUAACAACAACCACAGUGCUCCUUGCACUUCUGCGUAAGGCCACAUUGUAUCAUUUGAAACAAACAGAGCAAGCGAGAGUAAACUGUGUGUGGUAGGAGACACAGUGAAGGUUGUGAAAAAAGGAUGUAAAUAUAAUUGUAAACAAUAGUCUAGGCACAUUCAUGCACUCCUGUUGCCCUGCUUCGUUCUUGGUUCGAAAACACACGGGAACUGAUAGGUAACUUGGAUUUUUUAUCAUCCUUUCGCAUGAUGAUGGAGAAAUACUGCGGAAUGCCUAGCGUGCGGUAAAAUUUAAACCCUCUCUAUUGUAGUUGACGUUUUUCGAACUGACGGCAGCAAAGAUGAUCACAUGUGCGGCCUCGUGUGCAAAAAGAAAAUAAAAGUGAGGGAUGAAUGUGUAAUCUGUUCUUCCGGUUGUAAAUGAAGUUAAACAGAAAUUAUGGUAUUGUUAGUAUUCAAUGGGGCCAGUCUGGUGGUACAGUCGUCAACUCGUAUGACGUAACAACAUGCCCGUCAUGGAUUCAAGCCCCGAAUAGACCGUGUCCCCAUACGUAACAAUAAGUCACUGAAAGCCAAGCUCACUUCACUAGGUGGGUACAGGCAGGCCUUGACCGACAGCGGUUGUUGUGCCAAAGAAGAAGAAGAAGAAGAAGUAUUCAAUGAAAAUACAUUAAAAGUUCCUUCAAAAUGAAAAAAAAAAAAAAA